Molecule: messenger RNA, 1266 nt
Organism: Naumovozyma dairenensis CBS 421
Lineage: Eukaryota; Fungi; Ascomycota; Saccharomycetes; Saccharomycetales; Saccharomycetaceae
Gene: REH1
Product: Reh1p
Exons: 1
Coding region: 1-1266 (421 amino acids)
Biological process (GO): ribosomal large subunit biogenesis
Cellular component (GO): preribosome, large subunit precursor
Source: RefSeq, a predicted model, not a curated record
AUGAUGGACUCACCUAUCUUUACAUGUAAUUCCUGUCUAAUCCAGUUCAAAUCAAGUGAUCUACAAAGGUAUCACAUGAAAACAGAAUGGCAUAGAUAUAACUUGAAGAGAAGAGUGGCGCAACUGCCACCCGUUGGCUCAGAAGAGUUUGCUGAAAAGUUACAUUUAUCAGAAUUGGAACAACAUAAAGUUGAUGAGUUUGGCUUUGCUGUUUUGAAACCUUUACCUUCACAUCAUGAAAGAAAGACUGCUCCUCAUAGAGCCCACAAGAUUUCUCAUAUCCCGAUGCCAGAUUAUGACGAAAGUGGACAAAAAAUCGCUGCUAAUGCUGUCAGAUCGAAUGAUUUACACAAGACUAUUUCAGCUGCUGGAUCAUUGAUGUCAGAUUUGUCUAUAGGUACAGAAAUAACUAAUACAGAUUAUGGUGAAGAUACUGUUUCAGAAUAUGCAUUUACUAGUGACUCUAACUUCGAAGAUGCAACUAGCGAAGAUGAAUUAUCAGAAUUACGCUCAGUAGAAGGGUUUAGAAGACCUAAGCCUACCGAAUGUAUCUAUUGUGGUAUCGAUAGUAAAGAAAUUGAAAGAAAUGUUAAGCAUAUGUUUCAUAAACAUGGGUUAUAUAUUCCAGAAAGAAGUUAUUUGAUUAAUCUGAAAUCAUUGUUAGAGUUUUUAAUUGAUACUAUCGUUAUUGACAAGCGUUGUCUAUGUUGUAACUUUGAGGGGACCAGUUUAUCCAGUAUAAGGGACCACAUGGGCGCAAAACGUCAUUGUAGAAUGCCUUACGAAACAAGGGAGGAAAGAGAGUUGUUCGCACCAUAUUAUGACUUUAGUUCCUUAGAUGAAUCAUCUGAAAACCUAACAGGAAAAAAGGAAUCCAGGAAACAGAUCCAUUUCGAUGCCACUGCGUCUGAACCAGAGGAUGAUUCUGUCGUUGAACCAGCCGUCAAUGAUAUUAAUUCGAACUAUACAACCGUGUCUGUUGACGAAAGUGGAUUAGAACUUACUCUACCAACUGGUGCGAGAUUAGGACAUAGAUCAGGUCAAAGAUAUUACAGACAAAACCUGCCUACAACUGAAAGACGUGAAGCAAGAAAUGCUGUGACAGCUGCUGAUAAACGAAUGGUGAGUGGUGUGACAGAAAAACAGUAUAAAUCUGGUAUGAAAAAAAUGCAACAGCUUGAAAAAAGAGCUACCAAUGAAAGAAUUCGUAAAGAAGUCAAACGUGGUAACUUUCAAGAACAUUUCAGAGACGAGUUGUUGCAGUGA